AUGCGUGAACCAUUGCAAGCACUGGCAAAUGAUGUGGAUCCCGACAAAAUUCGUAUCCUGACAGUAAGCAAAGCCAACAAACGUCUACAAAUGGUAGCAGGUAUCAAUGCAACCACGACAGAAAUCCUUGUGUUUGCAGACGACGAUGCCAUUUGGAAGCCGACUAUGUUACAGUACAUGCUAGCAUGUUUUGAAGACCUCAAAAUGGGAGGUGUCGGUACGUGUCAAGCAGUGCAUGCUGUUGAUUUGAAUGGUCAUCAAACUGUAUGGGAAGUACUUGCUGGGUUUCGACUGUCGAUUCGAAAUAUAGAGAUUGCAGCAUCCACACAUAUUGAUGGUGGCGUAUGCUGUUUAUCAGGACGCACUGCAGCCUAUCGCACACUAAUUCUACAUGAUCCUGCUUUUCAACAUAGUUUUUUAAAUGAUCUCUGGCUUAAUAAGUAUCCUUUGAAUUCAGGUGACGACAAGUUCUUGACACGGUGGAUGGUAUCGCAUGGCUGGAACACAUAUAUUCAAGUAUGUCCUGAAGCAGAGCUGUUCUCAACAUUCAAGAACAACUGGCGGUUUAUAAAACAAGUGCUUCGGUGGACUAGAAAUACAUGGCGAUCUGACUUUCGAUCAUUGUUUAUGGAGCGUCAAAUAUGGAAUCGGCAUCCUUAUGUUGCAUUCUCCAUGGUUGAUAAAAUCUUCAAUCCGUUUUCUUUAUUGUCGGGGCCGGUGCUUGUGAUCUUUUUUGCCAUAGAACAGUCAUCAAAAGCAGGCCCUUCAAGUAGUCCUCUGCCUCUAUGGAAUGUGAUUCUAUCGUAUAUAGGAUGGUUACUCUUUACUCGAGGACUCAAGCUGCUUCCUCAUUUUUAUCGCCGACCUCAAGAUGUCAUUCAUUUGCCUACUUGGCUUUUAUUCAAUUAUUAUUUUGCAGUCAUGAAACUGUAUGCUUUAUUCACACUUCACAAAGUAGGUUGGGGUACCCGUGCUGGUGUGGGCAUUACUUUGGCUGCUGAUAUUGCAAAACAAGAGCAACAAGGCAUGCCUAAAAAGAACAGUAUGAAUACUAUCAUUGUCCCAAAUGAGCUUGAAAAAGUAGUGAUAGACCAUGCCUUUUGA
Gilbertella persicaria is the source of this 1104-nucleotide messenger RNA. Its product is annotated as glycosyltransferase like family 2-domain-containing protein. Bases 1 to 1104 code for a protein of 367 amino acids. NCBI's taxonomy places the organism in Eukaryota, Fungi, Mucoromycota, Mucoromycetes, Mucorales, Choanephoraceae. The record is from RefSeq and is a predicted model, not a curated record. The transcript has a single exon.